UUUUUUUCUCUCCCCCUAUUUCGUGUCACCCAGAGCCCUCCACCCCACGAGCGCGCACCUCUAGUUGGCUCCGCCUAGGGUUUUAGCCCUCGCCUCCACACCACCGCCCAGCGCCGCAUCUUCACAAAUCCCCCACCCCACCACAUCUCUUCCCGACCACCCCGCCGGGCGACGAGCGGCGGCCGGCGGCCCGAGAUGGAUAGGUACCAGAGGGUGGAGCGGCCGCGGCCCGAGUCAGCCAUCGCGGAGAACGAGAUCCGCAUCACCGCGCAGGGGCUUAUCCGGAACUAUGUCUCCUACGCCACAUCCCUCCUCCAGGAUCGGAGGGUUAAAGAGAUUGUUCUGAAGGCCAUGGGACAGGCAAUCAGUAAAUCUGUUGCUGUCACUGAAAUUAUCAAGAAAAGAGUCCCUGGGUUGUACCAAGAUACCAACAUCAGUUCUGUCAGCAUCACCGAUGUCUGGGAACCUAUUGAAGAAGGCCUCGUCCCACUGGAGAUGACUCGGCAUGUUUCAAUGAUUUCAAUUACUUUGUCUCCAGUAGAUCUGGACGUGAAUUCACCUGGGUACCAAACCCCAGCUUAUGUUGAACAACCCAGGCAGCAGCAGCGUCUCCAACAGGCACCACUAGCACUGCGCCAGCCUCGCCAGCCUCCGACUGAUUAUGAAGACUCCUACAUCCGGGGUCGUGGCAGAGGGAGGGGCCGUGGACGUGGAAGGGGUUGGGGUAGAGGUGGUUAUGGUGGAUAUGGAAACAACCAAGGUGGGUACAACCAAGGUGGAUACAACCAAGGUGGGUAUAACCAGGAUGGGUACAACCAAGAUGGCGGGUACUACGAUAAUCAAGGCGGAUAUGGUGGCUAUGAUAAUCAAGGUGGGUACGGCGGUGGAUAUGGCUACAACCAAGGCCGGCAUGGAAACUACCAAGAAAAUGGUGGAUAUAACCGAGGGCGUGGUGGUAUACGUGGAAGAGGCAAUUGGAGUUACCGUGGUGGGUUUGAACGUGGCAGAGGUGGUGGUGCUCCUGGUGGAAGGGGAUAUGAAGGUGGAAGGGGUUAUGACCAAGGUCCUGGUGGAAGGGGAUAUGAUGGUGGAAGGGGUUAUGACCAAGGUCCUGGUGGAAGGGGAUAUGAUGGUGGAAGGGGUUAUGACCAAGGUCCUGCUGGAAGGGGAUAUGGGGGUGGAAGGGGAUAUGACCAGGCUCCUGCUGGCAGGGGAUAUGAAGGAGGAAGGGGUUAUGGUGGUCGUGGACGAGGAAGGGUUGGUGGUCGUGGGAGGUACUGAGCAAAGGCAGAACAAUCCAUGUGCUCCUGGUGCUCUAUUUAAAUGCAUGCAUAAUAUCAGGGGGGAGGGAAGUUAUCCAAGGAUUUUGUGUUAGAAGCAAAUCAGUUGCGUUGGUGUUUGUUAUUUCCCCCUGAGCGCGAGGUUUUGGUUGUGAGCACAGUGCUUUUCCCAAGUUAUCCUGUAACCAUCUUUCAAUGUUGCUGCUGCUGCCGCUGUUUGCUUGUUUUCCCAAUGGUCAAUGAAUGCUGAGCAUGCAGCUCCAUGUUCAUGCCGUCGUAUUAUCUGAUGCAACUGUUACCUUAAAUUGUUUAUUCUAUUUGUGCAGUUGUUUCUUUGUCCAA
Messenger RNA from Brachypodium distachyon (stiff brome), 1622 nucleotides. Its product is annotated as glycine-rich cell wall structural protein 1.0. The record is from RefSeq and is a predicted model, not a curated record. The coding region runs from base 196 to 1281 and encodes 361 amino acids. Gene Ontology annotation, molecular function: RNA binding. Lineage: Eukaryota; Viridiplantae; Streptophyta; Magnoliopsida; Poales; Poaceae. The transcript has 8 exons.